Molecule: messenger RNA, 885 nt
Organism: Megachile rotundata (alfalfa leafcutting bee)
Lineage: Eukaryota; Metazoa; Arthropoda; Insecta; Hymenoptera; Megachilidae
Source: RefSeq, a predicted model, not a curated record
AUGAAAGUGGAGCAGAAUCGUCUGAAGAUAGUGAAAUUCUUACAAGAAGAAUUCAGCGAACGCUACAGUUGGCAACUGAUUCGGAUGAAUCAGACGAAGAAGACAGUGCACAGUGGUCAGGCUUUGAAUUACCGAGGACCAAUAAUAAAUUUGCCAAACAUAUUUCCCAAAGAUACAAAGAAUAUCGAAGAUAUCGUAGAAUUAUAUAUUGGUAACGAUCUGUUUGAAUAUAUUAGCAGCGAAACCAACAAGUACUACAGCCAAAAUUGCAAUAGAAGGAAAGUAGAUAAAAAAAAUCCCAAAUUUGUCGAUCUUACGGCACCCGAACUUAGAAAAUGGUUUGGGCUUACUAUUCUUAUGGGAAUUGUAAAAAAAGCAAGAAUCGAUGAUUAUUGGUCAACGAAUCCGUUGAUAGACACUCCAAUAUUUCGCAAAACAAUGUCCCGCAACCGAUUUAGACAAAUAUUAUCAUUUUUACAUUUUUCCGACAACAACAAUAAACCGGAUAAUGCCGACCGGCUUUUCAAAGUGCAAUUCAUAAUUGAUUAUUUUUCCAAAAAGUUUAAAGAAAACUUUAAUCUUAGUCAAAACAUUUCAAUUGAUGAAGGAAUAAUACCGUGGUGUGGACGAUUAAAUUUUAAAGUUUAUAAUCCGUCGAAAAUUACAAAAUAUGGCAUACUCAUUCGGAUGCUGUGUGAUUCUACUACGGGAUACAUUUCCACAUUCAAGAUAUAUUGCGGCGCUGGACAGCCUUUAGCAAAAACAGUGAUGGAACUACUGACACUUUCUUAUGGAAAGUGGCAUCACCUGUACAUGGACAAUUAUGCAUCAGCUGUACAUGGACAAUUAUUACAACAGUGUAGAACUUGCGGAGAAUUUACUUAA